Molecule: messenger RNA, 589 nt
Organism: [Candida] anglica
Lineage: Eukaryota; Fungi; Ascomycota; Pichiomycetes; Serinales; Debaryomycetaceae
Source: the annotation of a GenBank genome assembly
CAGACGCAAAGUCAACCUGGUCGGGAAUUUUUUUACAUUUAUUCUUCUCUUUUUCACCAUCGGUAAGAAAGAAGCAUCUUUUUGCAGACAAGCCAAUAUGCAAAUUUUCGUCAAGACCUUAACCGGUAAGACUAUUACCCUCGAGGUUGAAUCCUCGGACACUAUUGACAAUGUCAAGUCCAAGAUCCAAGACAAGGAAGGAAUUCCACCUGACCAACAAAGAUUGAUCUUUGCUGGUAAGCAAUUGGAAGAUGGCAGAACUCUUUCUGACUACAACAUCCAAAAGGAAUCUACCUUGCACUUGGUCUUAAGAUUGAGAGGUGGUGGUAAGAAGAGAAAGAAGAAGGUCUACACUACCCCAAAGAAGAUCAAGCACAAGCACAGAAAGAACAAGUUGGCUGUCUUGAACUACUACAAGGUUGACAACGACGGAAAGGUCGAAAGAUUGAGAAGAGAAUGUCCUCAAGCUACCUGUGGUGCCGGUGUCUUCAUGGCUAACAUGAAGGACAGAAAGUACUGUGGUAAGUGUCACAUCACCUUCAAGGCUACUUAAAUGUUUAGUAUAUAAUAUUUAUAUUGAAUAAUGACA